Messenger RNA from Kuraishia capsulata CBS 1993, 1821 nucleotides. RefSeq lists its product as uncharacterized. The record is from RefSeq and is a predicted model, not a curated record. Lineage: Eukaryota; Fungi; Ascomycota; Pichiomycetes; Pichiales; Pichiaceae. The coding region runs from base 1 to 1821 and encodes 606 amino acids. Gene Ontology annotation, biological process: nuclear pore organization; spindle pole body localization. Gene Ontology annotation, molecular function: spindle pole body-nuclear membrane anchor activity. Gene Ontology annotation, cellular component: spindle pole body; nuclear pore transmembrane ring. The transcript has a single exon.
AUGGCUGCAGGACCAACGAGUGCCUCGGCCUCGAAGAGCUCGGGAAAACCCGUGUAUUACUCCUCAAUUGUCACGAAGACUCACCAUAAAAGACUGACCUACUUCUGGAGACUGUCGUUGGUGCUGACUGGAGCCGUGACUUUUUCAACUGUUCUGGGAGCUCGUGCCAGCAUCUGGUCUAUCCUGCCAAAAUUCUUCUUUAUAUGGGUCGGAUUUGCGGUGGUGAAAUACUCGCGAGAUAUAACGUUACAAAUUGGCUCUCCUGGCUACAAAACUCUCAUAUCACAGUUAUGUGGUGAAUUGGUCACCAGCAACAUGCUGACAUGCUUAAUGGCAUAUUUGUUUUCUGGAGGACUGUUUUUCUCCUCGGUUUAUGUUCAGUUUUCAUCUCUGUGCUACUAUGUUGCUUCUCCCACAAAGACAGUGAAACCCUCCAUAAACGAUCAGUUCGUCUACUUCUGGUUCUACUCCACUCUGUUUGCGGUCUCCUAUGCAGUUCAACAGUUGGUGCUGGAGAAGAACAGAUUGCAAUUCCAACAUGGUGUCUACAGAGAGGAGCCCGAACCCAAAAUUCUGGCGGGAAUAAAGCCUUCUUUGGUUUUUGGGGCAUAUUUCAGCGGAGUAUUGUCGCUAGCCCUGCCAAUUGUGUAUCUCGUUCUGAGGACUCAUAUCUAUGGGGUUUGGCUGAAGCCUUUCUGUUGGGUGUUUGGACUAAAUACCCACAAGGUAGCAUUUGACGUUUCGUUUUCGCUUAUAUUCAAGAUAUUUCUUGCUAGUGUCUUUCUGUCUUCUUCCUGGGAGAUCAUCAACCACAUAUUUGAUGCCUAUGCUUCUAUAGGAUGUCUCCACAAGGGCCAGCCGCUUUCGUCACAAUCAGAUGACCCAGCCAAUACGCUUCUGUCUGGAUUGAGAGAUGUAAAAAACCCGCUGGCAAGAGUGACGGCUUUUCAAGAACUGGCAUUUUUGGCGACUUCCAAGGAUUCGUCACACAGAUCUAUCUUUUACAACGGUCGGUUUAAACACUCGUUUGUGUGGAGCUCGAUCCUGGAAGAGUGCACCGUGGUGAUCAAGGCCAACAGCAACAGAAUGAAGAAGAAUCUACAGGAGCAAAAGAAGACCCAGAAACUCGCUCCAGCUGCUCCAAAGCAUGAAAGCAACCUAUUUGGUAACUCAAGACACAUGGCUGCAACCACAAAUGACCCUGAUGAUACCUCAAUCUUCGAUACCAGUGGAUUGUUCCCCAGCUCUCAGCCUAAAGACGUUCAGGCCCGUCUAAGGUCUGCAGCCCAAGAAGAUGCGGUUCCACCUGUGCCACUGCUCAAGGAUCUGGAGGAACAACUCCGUCCAUACUUGACCACCCUCAAGACUUACUACAAUGAGUUCCUGGCAUCAGGAUUGGGCAUACCGUUUAUCACCACUAUUGCUCGUGAAGCGUCCAGCAGGGUCAAGAACCCUUCAAUCACAGGCAAUGCAAUGAUCACCAUAGCGUAUGUGACGACUCAUGCCAUAACAGAGGAUAAGAAGAACGUGGUUGGUCCAACGUUACCAGAGGUGCUAGAACUUUUGGAAAUGGGUGUUAAUGCCAGUUCUGAGUUUCUGGAGUUUUGCCCUGUUCCAUUCACAUCGGAAGAAGCUUCGGAGAACGUGAUCUCGGACCUUCAUAAUCUGGCACUGCGUCUGUUCUUUGAUCUCACGGUGAAGUUCAAUGCUAGUCUGAAUGACCUGAUUCUCACACCCAACGUGUUCAAGCUGGCCAAGUGGUGUAUUGAUUUGGCUAUCGAUCAGCAGAGGAUGGAACAGGAAGACGUGUCACAGGGAUGA